This is a messenger RNA of Salvia splendens (bonfire salvia), 1438 nucleotides long. Its product is annotated as UPF0496 protein At4g34320. The transcript is spliced from 3 exons. The record is from RefSeq and is a predicted model, not a curated record. Lineage: Eukaryota; Viridiplantae; Streptophyta; Magnoliopsida; Lamiales; Lamiaceae. Bases 69 to 1232 code for a protein of 387 amino acids.
CCCUUCUUAUACUAUUCGGCAUAAAUCUUGAACAUUUCUAUUUUUGUGUUCAAGAUUGAAGAAAUAUCAUGGGAAGCCAUCUUAGCAAGAAGCAUGAUCAAGAAACUCAUCCAUCGUCGUCGUCAUCAUCAUCGUCAAUCUUUUCGAGGGAGCUGAACUCGUAUUCGGCUUCCUGCAGAGUCGACGCGGACCUGCAAGCGUUCGACACGUCUCUGCAGGCUCGGACGAGCAACGUGAUCAGCUCCCUCGCUGCGGGGAUGGAAGUCCGAGCUCUCUCAUUCGACUCGCUCCAACAGGUCACGGAAUGCCUCCUCGACAUGAAUCACGAGGUCGUGAAAGUCAUCCUCGACUGCAAGAAGGACAUCUGGAGGAACCAGGAGCUGUUCGACCUGGUCGAGGAGUUCUUCGACAACAGCCUCAGAACCCUCGACUUCUGCGCCGCGCUAGAGAAAUGCCUCAAGCGCGCCCGCGACAGCCAGCUCCUGGUCCUCCUAGCCCUCAACCUGUUCGAGGAAGAAGACAAAAAAAGUAACAACGACAGAGUCGGUUCAGCAUUUGGAAAUAAAUAUUCGAAAACACUAGAGGAACUGAAAAGCUUCAAAGAAGCGGGAGAUCCGUUUACCGACGAAUUCUACAAAAUGUUCCAAUCCGUACAGCAGCAGCAAAUGCAGAUGCUUCGGAAGCUGCAGAAAAAGAAGCAGAAAUUAGACAAGAAGCUCAAUUGCAUCAAGUCGUGGAGGAAAGUAUCGAGUGUGAUAUUCGCGGCGACGUUCGCGGCGGUGCUGAUAUGCUCGGUGGUGGCGGCGGCGAUAGCGGCGCCGCCGGUGGCUGCUGCGCUGGCGGCGGCGACGGCGUUGCCGGUGGGGUCGAUGGGGAAGUGGAUAGACUCGCUGAUGAAGGGGUACGAGGCGGCGGUGAAGGGGGAGAAGGAGAUGGUGAAUUGUAUGAAUGUGGGGACGUUUGUGACGAUCAAGGAUUUGGAGAGCAUUCGGGCGAUGAUCGAGCGGGUGGAGGUGGAGAUGGAGGCGAUGGUGGGGGCCGCUGAGAUGGCCGAGGGGGACGAGGAGGCGGUGAGGGUCGCGAUCGGGGAGAUUAGGAAGAAGGCGGAGGUGUUUAUGAGGAAGGUGGAGGAGUUGGGGGCGAUGGCGGAUGGCUGCAGCCGCGAUAUUAGGAAGGCGAGGACGGUUAUUCUGCAGAGGAUCAUCAAACCGCCGCAUUCUUCAGAAUCAUAAUCUUUAAAUUUAUAUUCGUUUGCCUACGUAUAAAAAAAAUUAAUUGUAGUCAAAAUUUAAAUUCAUUGUAUAUAUAUAUAUAUAUAUAUAUUAUACUUCAUAUAAGCAACUAUAUAGAAAGUUGGUGUUUGAUUUAGGAGUUGAACUACAGGAUUGAAUUAAUUUAUCUGUGUUAAUUAGUGUUAGUAGAAUAUUGUAUUGUAUUA